AGCGGUGAGUGUCUGACAACCUUGGGUGGAAGACGUGGUGGUUGAGAAUCAAUGUACCUGUGAAUAUAGAGAUGGCGCAGUAGUUACACUGCACAGACAACACAGCAGCUCCACAAGCAGACGACACUAAAACUGGAUUUCUUUGCUUAAUCAUCGCAGCAGUCCCAGACCAGAGACAUUCGUUGUAAUAACGGACACCUUUGCACAUCGUUCACAAGUUCGUGUUUGUGCUCUCUGUCUGCUGGCACUGAGCUCAAAACUGUAUCUUUACUGAUUACAUAUUGUAAUCAUUGUAUGAUAGAAAACGUUAUAUAGUUUUUUUUUAUAAAUCGUGUAUAAUCGUGAAUCUUGGAAAUACCAACCAUGGCGCAGGAACUUUUCGUGGAGGAUCUGGUCGUCAUCGUUGUGUAUUUCAUACUGGUCAUGGCUGUUGGAAUGUGGUCAUCAUGCACCACAAACACCGGCAGCGUCAAAGGUUACUUCAUGGCGGGAAGGGACAUGAUAUGGCUUCCCGUGGGCGCCUCCAUCUAUGCCACCAACUUCGGUAGCCACUUCUUCGUGGGAAUGGCGGGAUCGGCGGCCGCUGGGGGAAUCGCUGUUACCAUAUACGAGUGGCACGCUGUGUUUAUGCUGUGUCUACUGGGGUGGCUCUUCGUUCCGGUGUAUGUCGCCUCGGGGGCGUACACGAUGCCGCAAUACUUGAAGAAAAGGUUUGGAGGACGUCGACUACGUAUCUACCUGUCCUGCCUCGCCAUCUUUCUUCUCAUCGUACAAAAAAUAUCAGUGGCCAUGUAUGCUGGCGCCGUGUUCAUUCAGCAGUCUGUGGGCUGGGACAUGUACUCGUCAAUCGUCAGCGUUACCCUGGUAACAGCUGUCUAUACCAUCAUAGGUGGUCUUUCGGCGGUCAUAUGGACGGAUGCUUUACAGACUGUUAUCAUGGUGUUUGGCUCGUUAUGGCUGGUCGUAGCAGGGUUUCUCAACGUGGGCGGCAUGGACUCGUUGUUCGAGAAGUACAUGCACUCCGUCCCUAACGUCACCACAUGCGGUAACACUACCAGCGGCCUUCCCCGAGCGGACUCCCUCCACAUCUUUCGCGACCCCAUCGACGGAGACAUCCCAUGGCCCGGCGCUAUCCUCGGCCUCACCCCUAUGGCCAUCCUGGCGUGGUGCACGGACCAGGUGAUGGUACAGCGAGUUCUAUCCGCCAAGAGCCACUCUCACGCCAAGGGCGGGGUGCUUCUGGCCGGCUGGCUCAAACUCCUCAGUUUCUUCAUUGUCAUCCUGCCGGGAAUGAUGGGACGGGUCCUGUUUCCGGAUGAAGUUGGCUGCGUGGACCCCGACAUCUGCGAGAGCGUCUGUGAGAAUCGCAAUGGCUGCUCCAACAUCGCAUAUGCAAAACUGGUCGUCAACAUUUUGCCAAUAGGCGUUCGUGGUCUGAUGUUGGCGUGCAUGCUGUCGGCACUGAUGAGCACACUGACGUCGGUGUUCAACAGCGCGAGUAGCCUCUUCACACUUGAUCUGUGGACAAGAUGUCGCCCCAAGUCAUCAGAGAGGGAGCUUAUGAUUGUGGGAAGGUUGUUCAUCUUAGUGCUGGUAGGUAUCAGCAUUGCGUGGAUCCCCAUCCUGAACGUCGCCCAGGGGGGACAACUCUGGUCCUACGUGCAGGCCAUGCAGGCGUACCUGUCCCCGCCCUGGGUCGUGGUGUUCAUCAUGGGUAUAGCUUGGAAGAGGACCACUGAGAAGGGGGCGUUCUGGAGCUUGAUGGCUGGACUUGCUGUCGGAUUGAGCCGGAUGAUCAUGGAUCUGGCCUACCCUAAACCUGCGUGCGGCGAGGACGAGACGAGACCGGAACUCCUUUACAAAGUGGACUUUCUGUACUUCGCAGUUAUCCUGUCCAUCAUAGUGUUUGUCGUCUGCAUCGUUGUCAGUCUCAUGACCGAGAAGAGACCGGAAGUUAAGCUCCGACGCUGCACCUGGAGCACUCGCUACUCCGCGCCACGUGAGGACACAGACGAGGAAGAGGACUACGACAAUGAGGCUGCCAGGAACGCCACCGUACACCCUGACAACGACCGCGACGAGAAAUCAGAUGGAAAGUUUUCUCUGAAAGAGAAAGCAUACAACAUGCUGUGCUGCUACUCCAGCUUCAAACCCAAACCGGUAACCAAGGCGAUGGAGGAGGCGGACGCCAGGCGCUACAGAGGCGAGGGCGAGCCUCCCUGGAUCAGCAAGUUCCUCGACUUCAACGCCAUCCUUGUGAUGGCUGUAACAGUGUUUCUUCUGGGCUUGUUCGCUUAGGAAUUAUUGAAUCACAUGAUCAAGAUAUACUCGGAAUCGUACAAUCGACGAUACUUUAAAACAAUUUAGCACAGAUUUGUUACGAACAUUUUUGGGUCGUUUUUAUAGCAUUGUCUCAAAGAAGAUUAUUAUAGUAUCUGUUGUGUUUUUCCACAUCAUGAUAAAAAACAUAUCGGGACAGUGACCCAUGUCGGUAACUGACCGCCAUUUUAUUAGAGUGCCCAACUAUGUUGAUUGAUGUUGCCGAGCCUGGUCUCCCAAUGACGGCCCCAUCUGGUGCGGUCCUUGUUCGUCAUCAGCCAGAAUUCAUGUUUAGGUCACUGACCAUAUGAAUAUAUGCAUUCAUAUGCAGCAAAACAAUUCCCUUUGGCGUUUACCUCGAGGCAUCAGUCCUUUUCAUAAUUAUAUUUUCUUACGUUUCCAUGGAAACAGUUUUCACUUGGUCUCAAACGAGGCUAUAGUUUGUUUCCGGUCUUUCUACAUGUUCCAACUUUGCACAUGCAUUCCAUGUGCAUAUGCUGAUCAGCUUUAUUGGUGCCUUUCGAUAUUUUCAAAUUGAUUUAGAUUCCUGACAAUCCACUGAAACCCUUUUAACUUGGUCUGUACAUUGCUUAUCAGCUUUACUGAUAUUUUGAACUUGUGUUUUGUUAAAUACACUAGGAAGCAGUUUCGACUUAGGAUUCAUUUCCGAGCCUAAAGCUCAAACUAACGAAUAUGUUUUGGUUGAAACUUAACAUACGAGCGGACCACGUACUCAAACUACUUCCUUCUGUAUUUCUAUAUAUAUAGAUAUAUAUAUAUUAAUUUCCUGGGACUCAGGGACACCAUAUAGAAAGUCUUUCUGUUGGGUAUAUGGUAUAUAUACUUGUACAAUCUAUCAUCCAGACAGCUGCUACAAGAGUAAGGAGUAGACAUGAUAUCCAGUAACGCCGCUUCAGUAAUUCAUUAAUCAGAAUCUGUAUCAGAAUUCUGCUGCUGUUCCUGUUUUGCGGAUUUACAAACACAUUUAUUGUGACAAUUUUAUUUAUGUAUAAAAAGGUGCGUGGAGACGUAUUUUGAUAGUAUAAACUCUUCUAGUGUUCAUUUUGUUUCCGUUAAACAGAUAACGCUUUGUGGAUUAACUGGAAAUAUCUCAAUGUUUUAUGUGAAUCAUUAUGGACUGUUCAGUUCUGAUCUUGCUAUAAUACUUUUGUACAAGAUAGAUAUACAGAAACAUGUUGGUAGUCACACUG
Haliotis rubra (blacklip abalone) is the source of this 3530-nucleotide messenger RNA. Its product is annotated as sodium/glucose cotransporter 4-like. NCBI's taxonomy places the organism in Eukaryota, Metazoa, Mollusca, Gastropoda, Lepetellida, Haliotidae. Gene Ontology annotation, molecular function: D-glucose:sodium symporter activity. Gene Ontology annotation, biological process: transmembrane transport. Gene Ontology annotation, cellular component: plasma membrane. Bases 364 to 2298 code for a protein of 644 amino acids. The transcript has 15 exons. The record is from RefSeq and is a predicted model, not a curated record.